AUGACCCAUCACGCCACUGAUGAAACAAAGGGCAAAGUCCGACAGCGGCGCGCACACACGCGAAGCCGCACUGGCUGCUCAGAGUGCCGUAGUCGUAGGGUGAGAUGUGGCGAGCAGCGUCCCACAUGCGAGAACUGCGUUAAUAGCAAGAGAACGUGUGAAUAUCCACCUGUCAAGAUACCUUUGAGGGAGAGACGAGCGCUGGAGAAGGCCGGGGCGACUCAGCCGUGGGAACAUAUUCCCUGGGAGGCUCCGAGUUCUUCUAAAGGACCCAAGGUGCCUAACACGCAAGCUCUGGUUCGUCAGCUUAUUUUGUCAAGUUCUGCAACGACGUUGGACUGUGUGGCCAUUGAAAUGCCCCUCAAAUCACAUGAGCUCUUCAAUUACUUAGCCAUUACUGACAGCCCUUUGGUCUACGGUGAAACCCUUGUCACGUCUCCCACGGAGAACAACAAAGAUUGCAUGCCAUACACCAUAGCAGACCCCGAAGCACUACGCAAUGCGAUCUUAAUAGCAGCAACUCAUUUUACAUUCAAGGUCGGCAGCCUUGAAGCAUUUGAGCAUACUUUCCUCUUUCAUAGGAUCGAGACCGUGCGAUUGGUGAAAAAUUGGCUUUCAGGUGGAGAUCUCACCCUGUCAGCCGCCAUCACGAAACAAAUCGCUACCUUGGCGUAUACAGAGUUCUGCAGUGGUGAUAUGCAAAUGGCAGAAAAGCAUUUAAAUGUCAUCUACGCUCUUCCAUGCCGUUCAAGAGACCAGUCGACUACCGACGCCAAGACUCCUGACCAAGAGCUAUCUGAUCGAUAUUUUCUAUUAACCUCCACCUUCAUCCACGGCGUACAGACCGUUCUCCAUGGCAUCCUCCGCGCCGAAGACUCCACCAAGGACAAGAACAGCCUCUCGGUCUCCAAUCCCAUGCGUCUCAUGCACAAGUGGUAUAAGUCAGAGGGCCAGUACUUGCACUGUCUAAAGCUCAAAGCCAUACGCCUCUUCUCAACAUUCUUUAUACUACCUAAUAUUGGAGCAAGGCUCUCUGAAGUUUACAGCGCACCAAUAGUGAACAGUCUCCGCAAAGUCACCGAUGAAUUCUACAAUCUCACAGAAGCUCAAAAGUUACACGAUGGAUUCUGGAGAACCGGUGCAGCUGCUAGAGUUUACGACUCAGUCCUUGAAUCGCACCAAACCUCCAUCUCACCAACCGAUCAUGAACAUGAAACGACUUCAGAGGCUGAGCAAAAGACUUCAUGGUGCGGAUUAGUAAUUGCAGCAGAGUUAUUCCUUGAGCAAGUAGUCGUGUUAUGGAGGCCUUUCACAAAGGAGAUAUACCUCUGUAGCAUGAGGAUAUUCCAACGAGAUCUGACCUUUGCACUUCAGAAGACGAAGACACCAGAGAUUGCAGACUUGUUAUUCUGGGAAUCGUUUCUGGGGUUGAUGAGUCUUUAUUUGCAUGAGAAGCAAGGGGAUAUGGAGCGAGAGCCUGGUUUUAGGCCGUUUUUCGAGAGACUUAUAAAGGAACAGAGUCGAGAUAUGGGGUUGGAGAAGUGGGAGGAUGCAAGGAAGGUGUUGUUGAAUAUUGCAUGGCCGUUGGACUUUUCCGAGGAUGAUUACGUGAAGGAGAUAUGGGAGGCUGCAAUAGCUGACUAG
This is a messenger RNA of Fusarium redolens, 1644 nucleotides long. RefSeq lists its product as uncharacterized. Gene Ontology annotation, molecular function: zinc ion binding; DNA-binding transcription factor activity, RNA polymerase II-specific. The transcript has 6 exons. The record is from RefSeq and is a predicted model, not a curated record. Gene Ontology annotation, biological process: regulation of transcription by RNA polymerase II. Lineage: Eukaryota; Fungi; Ascomycota; Sordariomycetes; Hypocreales; Nectriaceae. The coding region runs from base 1 to 1644 and encodes 547 amino acids.